This is a messenger RNA of Castor canadensis (American beaver), 644 nucleotides long. NCBI's taxonomy places the organism in Eukaryota, Metazoa, Chordata, Mammalia, Rodentia, Castoridae. The record is from RefSeq and is a predicted model, not a curated record.
GGCUGGCGAUGUGUACCUUCUGCUGUUGCUGUUCCUUCGUUUUUUGCAUGGUUUAUGAGAGCUGUCUCCAUUCUGGUGUUUCAGGGCUCACCCAGGAGGGCCUUUUCAGGGUGAACGGCAACGCGAGGCUGGUGCAGCAGCUGCGGCUCCAGCUGGAGAGCGGGGCGCGCGUGGAGCUGGCGGAGGUCGGGGACGUGAGCGCGGCCGCCAGCCUGCUGAAGCUCUUCCUGCGCGAGCUGCCCGAGCGCGUGAUCCCCGCCGCGGUGCAGCCGCGCUUAAUCCAGCUCUUCCAGGAUGGCAGAGACGAUGCUCGGGGGAAUAGCUUAAGAGACUUAAUCAGAGCGCUGCCAGACACCCACUACCACCUCCUCAAGUACCUCUGCCGGUUCCUGACAAAAGUCGCCAGGCACCACGUGCAGAACCGCAUGAGUGUUCACAGCCUCGCCACUGUAUUUGGGCCAAAUUUCUUUCAGUAAGUUAGUGGAGUUUUGCUGUUCAUAUCAUCGUGUUUCUUUCCACUUCCUACUGCCUGAAAUUACUAGGAUGUAGAAGCAGAGCUGUAUCUGAAAAGUCACCCAGGUUAUGCUAGGUUUUAGCCUUGUUUUGAUCCAGGUUUGAAGAAGGCAAACAUACCUUCUUCUAAA